Panicum virgatum (switchgrass) is the source of this 2246-nucleotide messenger RNA. RefSeq lists its product as uncharacterized. Bases 146 to 892 code for a protein of 248 amino acids. The record is from RefSeq and is a predicted model, not a curated record. NCBI's taxonomy places the organism in Eukaryota, Viridiplantae, Streptophyta, Magnoliopsida, Poales, Poaceae. The transcript has 5 exons.
UGCCCAAACUUAGUGUAUUGCACUAAAUUUUUUUUCCUCCCGUAGCAACCUAGCAAAGAUAUAAAAAAAAAGACCAGAACACGAGUCUCCCGAAAACCCACACGGCCACGCGACUCCAACAACCCAAGCGCAGGGGAGAAGCGAGAUGGGACUGGGGGAGUGUGCGGCCGCAACUGCGAUUGUCGGGCAGAUCAGUUUCUUCUUCGACUGGCUUAGCAUCGUCGGCUCCCACCUGCCCAUAAUUUCAUAUCACCUAACUAAAGACUGGGACAGUGUCCUCCAUGAUUGCUUUUCCCUGGCAUCGUUGUUUUGGGAUGCUGCUGACACGCUCAACAUGCUCUUCUAUCACAUGGUUUUUGUGAACACGUGUACAUCUGUGUGGCCAUAUUUCUACUGUCUGGCGCUAUUAUUAGCUUCAAAUCAUGUUUUUCAUCUUCAUAAGGGCAUGUUCUGUACCAUGAAAGACAUGUCUGACUUACUAAAAGGUGUGCCUCGUAACACUCAUCAGAAGCCUCGCCAAGGAAAUGCUAUGGAGGCAUUCUGCUUGGUUGGAUUACUAGCUGUAACUCUUGUGUGUGUGGUUGUCAUAACAUUUGGUCAGCAAUCAUACAAUUGGCCAUACAUUGAGGACAACCUGUUCAAAUUGAGCUGCUCUGUCAAGAUAGCAGUGGUCCUCUGGCCUGUGAUCGAUCGAUGUGGAAGUUUGAGAAUGACCCAAGAAAUGUUCUGUGGACAAAGAUGGCUGGUACAUUUGCAGCUACUCUUUGUUCAGGUUUUGAGAUAUUUUCAUGUUCCAAAGGAGGAAUGUGGUCUUACCAUGCGGGCCGCCGCUAUAUGGUUCUUAAUAUCAUGGGAGUGGCUACAGGCAUCGGUCAAAUUAUCUGCAGGAUAAUUGGACCCAAAAGGAUAAGGUUCUGGGUGAGAUAGUCUUUGUUGCAGCCCCUACUACACAUAAGUAAUUAGUUGAAAACCUAUUCCCACAGAUACUCGUUGAGCAAUUUUGUGACUGUAUGACACUUCAGUGUCCUCGAUAAUUGAGUGCCAGAUUACAUGCUCAUAUCAUUAGGACAGUAUGAUCUACAAACUAGAAGUAGCAUAUGUUUUGAUUUGUGAUGGUGGUCUAUCGCAUUAGGAGUACCGACUAGGAGUAUGGAUUUGGUGGUUUACCUCGCCAUAGAAGUCUUGCACACCUUUACUAGUAAUGCAAGUAAAUCAUCUGCUUGGUACUUCCUGCUAUGCUAUUUCUUUGUUCUUUUUCAUCAUGAAUAGUUUGAGUUUUGUUCACUAGCCAGGGAUUUUAAUGUGAUAUAUAGUACUUUGUAGAUGUUGCUAGUGAGGUUUUGUUCGAUUGUAUUUCCCAAACCAUGUUGAUAUCCAUUGGUACUAGCUAGAGGCAGUAUGGUAGUAUGCCCUUCUUUGCGUUCAUGUACUUACGUUGAAGGUCUCCUGGGCAAUUCAAUAGGAUCCUUUUUAUCGAACUAGUUAAAUGUACACGCACAUAUUUAAAAAUCAUUAAUCAUCAAAUUCAUUAUUGGACCACUCAUUCACUUUCAUAACAAGAGAGAGAGAGAGAGAGAGAAGAAAAUACCACUUUCUUGAUAGUGAGUAAUUGAAUCAUGCAAUAACUUUCUCAUCUCCAUCAUAUGGCAAUUUGCAAAACAUUAUAAAAGAGAGCAAUGGCUAGAGUUAUAAAAGAAAGAACAUUCAUAUUGAUGCACAAGUAAAAUUUGUGCAUUAAUGUUGUAGGCAAGGUUCUCGUGAUCUCAUCAACUCUAUAUAAUUUGGAAAGGAUGGAGUAUAUAAAACAAGGAGCUCACGGGGCGGUGAGGGGCAGAGCUCGCCGGCGGAGUUUAGGGCUCACGCGGCCGGGCGCAGGCGCGGGUAGAGCUCGCGCGGCGGCCAGGGGAAGAGCUCCCCACGUCUAGGGGCGGCGGCCAGCCACGGGAAGCUGCUCCCCCACGCCAGCCAACAACAGAGGAGCUCCGCGCGGCGUUCAUGGAGGGCAGCAGGCAUGUUUUUGGUGCAUUGUUGCAACUUGCAAGCGUAUGUUCCACAUGUUUAAUAUGUUUCAAAAGAAUAUUGCAAGUGUAUGUGGAUGUUGCAAAAGUAGAUUUAGAUGUUGGAAUGUUGCAUAUGCUUCAUAAACAUGUUGCAAGUGUUUAAUUCGGAUGUUAUAUUUUCACCGAGAUGUUUCAUGUGGAUUUUAAAUGUUCUAUUAAACAUGAAACGGAUGUUGUGACGGGGUU